AUGGCUGAAUCUUCGAUACAGUUCCACGUGGCAGAUUACGUCAUGUUUUCAGCACUAAUAGUGGCAUCCAUGGGGAUCGGAAUUUACCAUGCAAUCGCCGGAUCCAAGCAGAAGACUACAUCCGAAUAUUUGCUUGCCAACAGGAAAAUGUCUGUACUUCCGGUCUCUUUAUCGUACGUUGUUACGUUUAUGUCCUCCAUAUUUAUGUUGGGAUUUCCCGCAGAAAUGUACUUGUACGGAUGCAGUUACAUAUUCAACUUUGUCUCUGUCAUCCUCUCCAGUUUGAUGAUCGUCACCAUUUUGGUUCCGCUAUAUCACCCUCUCAAACUGACCAGCUUGUACGAGUACUUAGAGAUGCGAUAUAAAUCUGUGGUAGUGAGGAAAAUGGGUGCCGUGUGUGGGAUGCUGUCAAACAUUAUGUACAUGGCUGUUGUCCUGUAUGGCCCAGCCGUUGCCAUGAAAACGGAAAUAGAUAAUUGUAAAACUUACUGUAACUAA
Messenger RNA from Liolophura sinensis, 498 nucleotides. Its product is annotated as sodium-coupled monocarboxylate transporter 1-like. Gene Ontology annotation, biological process: sodium ion transport; transmembrane transport. The record is from RefSeq and is a predicted model, not a curated record. Gene Ontology annotation, cellular component: membrane. Bases 1 to 498 code for a protein of 165 amino acids. NCBI's taxonomy places the organism in Eukaryota, Metazoa, Mollusca, Polyplacophora, Chitonida, Chitonidae. The transcript has 4 exons. Gene Ontology annotation, molecular function: symporter activity.